AUGGAGGAGCCAUUGAAGAAAACGGAUGUUCAGCGAUAUAGUCGGCAACUUCUGGUGCAAGGAUUCGGGGUUAAAGGCCAAAAGAAAUUGUCGACUUCAAAAGUGCUGAUCGUCGGUGCAGGAGGGCUUGGAUGCCCUGUGGCGCUGUAUUUGGCUGGAGCCGGCGUCGGUACGAUCGGAAUUGUCGACUUUGAUGCGGUUUCCAUCGACAACUUACACCGCCAGAUUGGACACCAAGAAUCGAGUGCCGGCCAGCCGAAAGUUGAAUCGCUGAAGGACACGAUAACAAGGUUGAACUCGACGAUAACCGUGAAGACGUUCCGAGGAGUGCUCAACGGCAAGUAUGCGCAAGAAAUCGUGCCCGAGUUUGACGUGGUAGCGGAUUGUUCGGAUAAUCCGGCUACAAGGUAUUUGGUUAACGACAUUUGCGUGUUGCUGAACAAACCGUUGGUCAGCGGAAGCGCACUGCGUUGGGAGGGCCAAUUGACAAUCUACCACUCUGGAGAUAACUGCCCCUGCUACCGCUGCAUCUUCCCCCAUCCUCCAGCUGCCCACCUUGUGACGAAUUGCAGCGAGGGUGGCGUUAUGGGACCGGUGGUUGGUGUCAUCGGCUCGAUGCAGGCCCUCGAGAUCAUCAAGCUAAUUUCUGACUCAACAGAGACCCUAGCGGGGAAGCUUCUCAUCUACGACGGUCAAGCCGCACGUGACCACCCGACCAUCACCGAGCCCAUCGACUACGAGACGUUCUGCGGGUCAGGUGUUGUUGAUAAGACUCCCUCGCUGACCGUACUGGCCCCAGAAGAACGCGUAACUGUCCAACAAUAUGCCGAAAUUCGCAAGGAGCACCCGCUGCUGAUCGACACGCGGCCGCCACACGAAUUUGCCAUCGUCAGCCUGCCGGAAGCCAAAAAUCUCCCGCUCGACCUCAUGCAACACGCUGCCAACGACGAGCUUGAGAAACUGAUCGAUUGCCCGGAGAAGACAGACGUAAUCCUCAUCUGCCAUCGGGGAAACGAUUCGCAAUUGGCCGUUCGUUUGUUGAAGGAUCGUCUAAAAGAGCGGGUUGACGCUGGGAGUCUCUGCUUCCGCGACGUCAUCGGCGGCUACCAGCAAUGGGCCGAAGAAGUUGAUGCCGAAUUCCCAACCUAC
Messenger RNA from Mesorhabditis spiculigera, 1149 nucleotides. Lineage: Eukaryota; Metazoa; Nematoda; Chromadorea; Rhabditida; Rhabditidae. The record is from the annotation of a GenBank genome assembly.